UUUGCGCGGCAUCGCGGCGCCGCGGCGCCGGCAGUGUGCAACCGUCUACUGUGUGAGGUAGAUUGUUCGCCGCUGCAUCUCGCUCCGAGCGUGCGACCCGAGUGCGUGGCACCCGUCAUCGUGCAUUCCGCCGCCGCGUCCAUUUUCGCGAUACCCGCGUAUCCGGUAGAAGCGCACAAGAGAUACGCAACUUUGCCCGUGCCCGCGUUCGUCGAUUUGUCUCCGAUCAUCAGUCUUUCGGCCGUCGGGUCGCGUCGUCUUGGUUGCUCGCGCGUGCCUGUCGUUCGCACGAAACGGGUCGCUACGGCGAAUCGAUAACGCGAGUACGAUAGCGUUCCGCGGAAUCUGUGUGCUCGUCUCUUCGAUCGCGAUCCCUCUGCAAAGAGGGAACGAUACGUGAGGCACAUUCGGGACGCCAUAGCGUGAGCUCGACGUUUUCGAGUGAUGCUGGUUGUUUGGCAAGGAGCUCGCCGUUGCCUGAGUUGCAGCGGGCAGCGCACCAAUCAGGGUCAUCAGUUCCACCAGAAACGUCAUCGUCGCGAGCUCAUCAGCGAGAAGCUCGAUCGGUAUCACCUCGUUAGAUCCAGGGGAGAUGCGGCCUCGUUGCUGGAGCUGAGACCGCCACGCCGGCUGCGAAAGUCCGUGGGCCCGCAUCCGAAAUUGAUCACGAAAAAGUAAGGAUCACUCGCGUAAGGAUCAUCCCACGCGUCAUCAUCCUCGUAUCCCUCGCUAAAAAAAAGCGAAACAAGAGAAACUGUCCGAGCCGGGCCUAAAGCAAAAUCGAAAGACAGAGAGAAAAAAGAUCGUGAGAAACGAAGGAAGCAGAGAUUGCUAGAUCAAGAGUGAAAGAGGAGGAGAGAGAAAGAGAGAGAAGAAAAGCGAAAACGAAAUAUUUAACAAAAACACGCACACGUACGCGUUCAUAAACGUAAUGUCAUAGAAAGACCAGAGUUCUUCCGUUCGAAAGAGAAUCGUAAGACGCCGUUCAAAGUCUGACUUUUCUCGAUAAAGAAACUUCCGUCGUGCGUACGCGUAGUUAUUGGAAUUUUUCUUUUUCCGUUUUAUUCCGCAGCGAGUAAAAAGUUCAAGAACGAAAGUGAUGCGCGCCUUUUCGCUCGUGUUCGUGUAAAGUAAAUCCGACCGCGGUAUUUGAUCGAAAAUACGAAAAAAAGAUAAAAGGGACGAAUAAAUCCUAUACGCACGCAUAUAUAGUAGUACGAAACGAGAGAGAGACAGAAAGAGACACCGAGAUCGUUAGCGAGAACGAAAAAAAUGGCCAUGGUCUCGACAUGCUCCACUUUGAUGUAUCGUCUUCUGCUGAACGCUGCGCUCCUCACGUUCCUCGUCCACGUUCUUCAAAGCUCUGCUAACGCGGAUAACCCGGGCACGACGAAACCGGACCCGUGCUCAAGUGAGAUAUACUGCCACGGCGAGCUGCUGCACACGAUACAGAUGGCCGGCAUAUACAAGGACUCCAAGUACUUCGUCGAUAUGAAGAUGAAGCGGCCAUCGAACGAGACGCUGGACACAUUCAGGACGUUUAUGAAGAGCGUCAACAACUCGCCGAGCAAGCACCAAGUGGAGAAGUUCGUCAACGACACCUUCGAGCCGGCUGGCUACGAAUUUGAGGACUGGGAUCCGGCUGAUUGGACGGCCAGCCCCAAGUUCCUGGAGAAGAUCGAGGACGACGAGCUGCGGAAGUUCGGCUCCGACCUCAACCAGAUCUGGAAGUUGCUGGGCAGAAAGAUGAAGGACGAUGUGAGAAUCAACGAGGAACUCUACUCCAUCAUCUACGUGCCGAAUCCGGUGAUCGUACCCGGCGGACGGUUCCGCGAGUUCUACUACUGGGACUCGUACUGGAUCAUCAAGGGCCUGCUGCUGUCCGAGAUGCAUUCUACCGUCAAGGGUAUGCUGGACAAUUUUGUGUCGAUCGUCGACAAGCUCGGCUUCAUCCCAAACGGUGGCAGAAUUUACUACACGAUGCGCUCGCAUCCGCCACUUUUGAUACCGAUGGUGGAGGAGUACCUGAAGAUCACUCACGAUGACACCUGGUUGAAGAAUAACCUCUGGCUGCUGGAGAAGGAGUUCGACUUUUGGAUGACGAACAGAACGGUGGAAAUCGAGAAAGAUGGGAUCAACUACACGCUUGCCAGGUACUAUGAAGAGUCGUCGGGUCCUCGACCAGAAUCCUACAAGGAGGACUAUUUGACGAGUCAAAGUUUUCGAACCGCCGAAGAGAAGGACAAUUAUUAUUCGGAAUUAAAAACGGCGGCCGAGUCCGGAUGGGAUUUUUCCAGUCGAUGGUUUGUACACGAGGGUACCAACAAGGGUAAUCUGACGAAUCUCAAGACCAGAUCGAUCAUUCCGGUCGAUUUAAAUACCAUAAUAUACCGAAACGCCGUGCUGCUGGCCAAGUACAAUCGCCAGAUGGGUAAUCAGACGAAAAGCGCGUAUUACGACGGCAUAGCCGAGAAGUGGAAAGUAGGGGUCGAGAUGGUAUUGUGGCAUGAGGAGGUGGGCGCCUGGUUGGACUACGACAUCUCAAACGAUAUCAAGAGGGAUUACUUUUAUCCAACUAAUAUCCUUCCACUUUGGACGAACUGCUACGACACGUCAAAGAAGACGGAUUACGUGUCGAAGGUGCUCAAGUACCUCGAGAAGAAUCAGAUCAUGCUGAACCAGGGUGGCAUACCCACCACACUGGAACACUCCGGUGAGCAAUGGGACUACCCCAAUGCAUGGCCGCCUCUCCAGUACUUCUUCAUCAUGUCGUUGAACAACACGGGCGACGCGUGGGCGCAACGACUGGCCUACGAAGUCGGCGAGAGAUGGGUCCGUAGUAAUUACAAAGCUUUCAAUGAGACACACAGCAUGUACGAAAAGUACGACGCGACCGUCUCGGGGGGUCACGGUGGUGGAGGUGAAUACGAAGUACAGCUUGGUUUCGGCUGGUCGAAUGGGAUCGUUAUGGAUUUGCUGGAUAAGUAUGGUGACAAGUUGACUGCAGAGGAUUAUUUCUUGCCCGGCAGCGUGGUUGAGAACGCAGCUCCACCGCAAACGGUCUCGACUGCUGGUCAGAUGCUGACCGGGCUUCUAGCUCUCGUCAUAUCGGUAGCAGCAGGAUUUAUAGGGAUGGUCGUGUACAAAAGGCGGCAGUAUCACAUGCCUGGACCAUCGACGAUGCCAAAUAAGAGAAGAGUACUGUCGAGCGGUAGCAACUUGUAUCGAAAGCGAAUUGCAUAUACCGAACUCAAGGAUAUGAACAACGAUUGAUGACCGCUCAUCAUCUAGACCGAGUGGAUUUCUUACAUGACUAGUGAAGGGAAAUACGCGCACACGUAUAGAAAAAGGAAAAAGAAGAAGAAGAACGGCCGAUACGGACGCAGAAGCGCCAGAAUGGAGCCAGGAUGAAGUGGAAAUACCGAUGAAAAUGCCGGUACAGAAAUCGGACACAGCAGGAGGAGUUUGGAGAAGGUGGAGGAGGACGAGACUGGUUGAUGCAAAUCGACGUGGGAGAAUACAGGAGGAAUGUAAGUUCGCGACCAUGAAAUCGCGACGCGCUUUUGCAAAGUCUUCUAUCCUACCACAUCGCGUCACAAGGUGAUUCGUCGAGGGAGUCGACGACCCUGCAGGAUUCUGGAGGCACGACUGAAGUUCAAAGUCUGCCUGAUUCUGAUUGCCGUUUUUAUCUGGUCGAAAACAGAGCAAAAACGAAGAGAAGUGAGAGGAAGCAAGAUAAGGAAGAAGCAGGAGUAGCUAUAUAUGUAUAAAAGAGAGCACGCGUAUAUGCGUGCAUAUGCACGCACGUGCUGCAUCGGUGCACGUACGUAUGAGAUGAUUUCUCCCGGCGACGUAGCAGGAUUUAGUUUUAAUCUAGUGAGAUAUUGUAAUAGAAAUAAUAAUAGAGUUCCCGAGUGAGUUAUUUAUUGCGUUUCCUGACGAGGAUGCAAUUGUGUAGGGGCUUCUAAGCAGAUUUUAUUUAAACGUUGUUCAAGAAAGAAAAGAAAACUUAUAAAGAAAAUAAACUCGUAAAUACGCGAUCAGCUUUCAUACAUUGCUAAUUUUUAGAUAACUCUUUUACGACGGAAAGAUGAUCAAAACAUAUAUCGAACGACCAUUAAAAGUAAGCUCCAUGGUGCCAUCCAAAUGUGUGUGUGAAAAUCAAUUUUGCAUAAUGUUACGUGUAUGUUUAGCGACUGCUUUUCGCGAUGUGAGAACAUGAACGCUGUGGUUGUUCCUGAGACGUGAUUUUAUAAUGAGAGACACGGAACGACUAAUAAAAAAAAACCGGUAAAAAAGAGACCGAUGGACUCUGCUAUUUACGGAUGCGAAUGUCUAAAUGUGUGUGUGUAUAUGUACGUGCGAAAAUGCGUGGAAGCACGCGUGUUAUGUGCGUGCGAUUUAUAAAAGGAUAUAUCUAUCGCGCGUGUGGCAGGAUAUCUCAGCGCAGAAUUGUAAUUAUAAAUAUAUAAUGUAAUGUAAUUUAGGUAAUUGUAGAUAGUGAAUAAUUGACGCGAUGCUACAGAUAAAUUAUUGAUGAGAAUGUUGUAUUUUUGCUGAUAUUUUUAUAAGCGAGCGAGCGCACGUUCAUCCCGCAUUACCGAAACACCCGAGCCGCGAGCGUCCGUAGGCUAAAAAAAAAACGAUAUAUGCCGUGUACGACAAUUUUCAUAUCUUUUUAAUCGUCCGCGUUAAACGCGACUUUGUGGACAAGAAAGGUUACAAGUUCCUUUGCCAGUCUCUCGUAAGAGCCCUCGCGUGCUCAAUUAGUUUUACUCAUUCACUAUGAUUUCAUGAUAUUUAUAUCUUAUUUAGCAUAAAAAGUAAGGCUUUGUAGUAUUAUUCUAGAGCUAGAAUGACGAUAAAGAACAACUGAAUAUAUAUAUAUAUAUAUUCAGUUGUAUCUGUACGAAUUUUUGCUCUCUUGUUAUGUACUUUGAAUAAACACGCGACAAAUUGGAAAAUAAGGGAAGUAAUUUUUGUACGAUAAGAAUGCGUUUCUCGAUAACGUCAUAUAUCGGUCGAAUAUAUAAAUGAAUGUUAAAAACUUUCGUAUACAAAUCUUAUUUCUGGCCAGUGUGAUACAAAAGUACCUGGUAUUUAAUCAGCGACGUACUCAAGAAAUUAUAUGGCAACUUCUUAAUUGUCAUUGUGAACAGAUUGCGAAAUUAAUUGUGACAGCAAUUAUUAGAAGAAUUAUUUAUAAAGAGUUAUACAUGGGAGUGUCACGUGUGAUGAAAGUAAUACAACGAACCUCUCUUUCCUACCAUUUUUAUUGUGUGUAUCCUUUCUCUCUUUACGUUGUAUAUAAAACGCCAAUAAAUAUCUGAACUAAUAUAAAUAUCGAUGUAAAGUCUGUGUUAGAUACGUAUUACAAAUUGCCGUACACGACGCAUUCAAUUGGACGCCCGGGGAAAGAAAGAGAACAGGCAAAUUAAACGAAGGUGCAGUCGACUUAAUCGAUACUACUAGAGCGGCAAUCUCUCGAACAUUUUAUACAAUCGUUGAAUUUACUAUAAAUAGAGUAUCUGGCGCCAUGCUUGCUCUUGCUGCUGUCUGCUUAUUUUUAGACUAUUGCGAUUUCAUGUACGCAGAUCGUAGUACGUACUAGUGCCAAGAGAUAUGAUGAGUACGCGAACCUGGGAUGAUUAAACCUUACGCAAUAAUUGCCCAGUUGAUUAAAAACCGUUUUAGAUUGUUCGAUUGCUAAUGCCGAGUAUAGAAAAAUUUAAAUUAAUUUAGUUUCAUUAGUAUAUCUUUCGCCAGAUAGUUUAUUAAAUUGCUAAGUAGCUCGAAUAUCUCGAUUGAAUCUUCGUUUAAACUAAGAAACGAGAAAUGGAAAAGAAUGAAAUACAUCAAGAAGUAAUUAGUAUUGCUUUUGGUCACAAGGAAAUGUUGUACCCUGUAAAUAGUUUUAGUCGAUAUCUUUUCAAUUAUUAUAAUUAGGCUUCCUUAAAGUAUACCCUAGUUAUGCAACUUUUUUGCAUUAAAUUAUUUUACAACUUGAUUUUGAUCAAAUUAUUUGUAUCUCUAUGUAGAUGAUUAUUUUAAAAAAUUAUAUUAAUGUAAUUAGGUUAAUAGAUUAUAAUCAAUUAUAUAUAACGAAAAAUUUAUUGUUACCUAAAAAGCGCGAUUUAUAUUUAUCAUAUUAUUCUAUAUUGAUAAUUUGAGAUUUGAGAUACACUUUUGCUUUUUCUUGAAGCGAGCGACUCUCUUGAAGUUUUAUUCGUCAGCUUCAACAAAGCAUAUAGUUAAAAAUAUUAAAGGGGACACUUUAUGAAACUAUUGUCUUUGCGAUCAUUUAUAUAUAAAAGCUAAAAACAAAGGUUACAGUUAUAUAUAAUAAUGUUAUACAAAUUUCGAUCAGACAUGUGUGGAAUGAGAUGAACUUGUUAAAUUUUAUACAACGGUAAUUGUGAUGCGCGUUAAUCGGCGUUCGUAUAACUAGAUCGAACGUUAUCUCUGGUAUCUUAGAGAUACGCUACCUCAAAGGAAGCGUUCCUAUAUUUUAUGUGCAUAAGUGUGCGGCGGAAUUUGCAUCGUGCGGUCGAAGCAAGCGAUUCUCUUUUAAUUGUAAUGAUGUGGAAACUGUUUUAAAGAUAUAUCCUUAUUUAUGCUUGAAAUUAAACAAAAUUAUCUAUUUUAGUUAGCAACUAAUUUUAUAUUUAUUAACGAAAGCAUUAUAAUAAAUAUUAGCUUUCAGGAAACUUAUUUGAAGAUAUUGCAUUAACUUCUUGUGUUCCCGCAAUGUGAGAAAUCAACUUUCCAGAUGCGAUAUGAAACAUACUUUUUCUUUUAAAUUCUUUUCAAAUUUUCCAUCAUCAAGUAAUCGGUUCGCUCACAUUUUCUAUAAAUGGAGAAUCUUAAUUAUUACGCAUGUAUGUACGUUGCGUAAAGAGAAUGCGAAUUUCAGCCGCAAAUAAACGAUCCUGAAAUUGAAUGCAGAUUGUAGAAUACAUAUACAUGUACAUUUAAAUAAUUGUGAUACUUGAAAAUAAGUAGAUACCUUGUCACUAUUGUCUAUGUUAUAUUCAGUUUUCCUCAGUUCAGUACCAUAUUAUAAGGAUGAAUCUCUUGAUCCAGAUGUAGCUAGAAAUCAGCGAUAGUUAAAAAAUAAUUUACUGAGCAUUCUGUACAAAGAUCAUCUUCUAUGCGCGAUGUUUUGCGCUCAUUCUAAUAGAGAAAGAAAAA
Molecule: messenger RNA, 7191 nt
Organism: Ooceraea biroi (clonal raider ant)
Lineage: Eukaryota; Metazoa; Arthropoda; Insecta; Hymenoptera; Formicidae
Product: trehalase
Biological process (GO): trehalose catabolic process
Molecular function (GO): alpha,alpha-trehalase activity
Source: RefSeq, a predicted model, not a curated record